UGAUGAUGACCAGCGAUGACGGAUGAUCGUCUGACCCGGGCUCGAUUGACUCUCUUUCUAAAAUUGAGCCAUUCGUUGUCCAAGCAGUAUAAGCAGGGUUGACGAAGAUGAAUCGAAACUGUAGCCGGCCAGUAUCCAUCCGGAGAUCGAGUCGUCAACACACGCGUAGCAAUCGGGUUCAGUUCCCAAGUGCAGCUCAGCUUAGCGCGUACUUCGGUGCUCUUGUUUGGUUUGAAAGAAUAGACCCGUGUGAUUUAUGCUGCUGGUCUGUCCAGAACAAUUACCACCGACCAAACUCCAGCAGCAUCGGCGGUCAAAGAGCAACCGCAGCUCGUUGGAAGAAAGCACGUGUACCAUCAUCACAUGCGCCAACAAUGCAUCGGGAGAUGGUUCUCUAGCAGGUCUGGGACGUGCCUUUCCGAGGGCGGGAAAAUUCUAAAGGGAGUGCAACGAACAAAAAAGUAGGUACAUGUGACAAAGUUCGAAUGAAAAGAGAAAAAGAACGGGGAUUAAUCGGUUGCGUGAUUUUGGUUAAGUGAACCCGUAUAAUUGCCGAAACCAACUAGGCGACAAUCGGAGAAGCAAAGAAUGACAAAAAUGUGACAAAAAAGCUAGCGUGUCAAAAGAGAAUAAUUGCAUGUGAAGCUGGUGGUUCUGGUGAUUAAUUACGAAACUUGACUUCCUUCCGACGAUAAUAAAAUAGAAAAAAGAGAACCCGAAAUCUGGAAAAUAGUGGAGAGUCAGUGAUUCCGUGAAAGUGUCCAAAGGAAGAUCCAGAUUACGCUCGAUCAUUAAUUCAAUUGAUUUUAUAUAACAGUUCGCAGAGAAAUUCGCACCACACUUCGAACCGCGAUGAAUUUGAUUUCCGUUAGCAGAAGCGCCAACCACGCGUCGCUCAAUUGGAUCACCAGCGUUGCGCUGGUGACGAUCGCCAUCCUUCGUUUGCCGUUUGCCCUCUGCGGUCAGCAGUUCAGAAGCGUACCCACGACCGUCAAAACGUACGAGAACGAAACCGUCCUGCUGCCGUGCUACCACAAUUCUCCGUACCGAUAUGUUCGAUGGUCGCGAGAUGAUAUGCUACUGGCGGAUUCCAGAUAUCCAGAGCUGACACCACCGCCACGGGUCCGACUGUGGAACAAUGGCAGUCUAGAGGUGGACCAAGUUCAGAUGGACGACACGGGAGACUACACGUGCGAAAUUAUCACCGAGGCGGGGCGGGCACUCCAGAAGCAUGCUAUCCAGGUGCAGUAUCCUCCUAACAUAUUGAUGUACCCAACCGAUCGGGUGGAUGUAAAGGUUGGCCAAAUUUUAGAAAUCGUUUGCGAUGCAUCCGGAGUUCCACUGCCUUAUAUCACCUGGACGUUUAAGAAUGAUAAUAGCAGUACUACAUUUGAUAAUAAUCGAAAAAUAAACGUUCUAAUUGAGGAUAAAGAUUAUGCCGGUCCGAUAGAAUGUACCGCAACCAAUGGCGUUGGCGAUCCAGUCACAGAAAUUCUAGAUGUAUUUGUGGAUUUUAUACCUGAGAUAACCGUCAAAACGAAUCCAGUUCACACAAAAGUCGGUCAGAAUUCUCAACUGGAGUGUUUAGUAACAUCUGCCCCAACUGCUUCCGUCCAUUGGUUCCACCGAGGACUACCCUUGCCAUCGGAUCGACGGUAUACCAAGCAUGACAGCAUUGUCGGUGCACACCAAUAUUACACUGUCUAUCGGCACGUCCUGUCCAUCCGAAACGUCAAAGACGCCGAUCUGGGACACUACGAAUGCAAAGCUGAGAACAAAGUCGGCAUCAAGGGAGCCCACCUCGAACUCACCGGGCGACCAAUGCCAGCUUCUUUCAAACCUUCCACAGAAAUGUCGUCCCCGACGACACACAACCUGAUCUGGCAGGUGGAGAGUUUCUCGACUAUAAUUGAGUACAAGUUGAAAUUCCGAAAGAUCCCUUCGGGAAACAUCACUCCCAGUAAGCGGUUUCCUAACCUUCCUUGGAGUGAAUUGAUUAUUCCGUCCGAUGGCUCUGCCGGUCCGUUGCAUAGCACAGGCUACACGUUGCAGGGUCUACAAGGAGCCAGCGUAUACGAAGUCGUUGUGUUGGCCAGGAAUCGGUACGGGUGGAGCGAUGCCAGCAAUAUAUUGAGGUUUGCCACCGGAGGGGAAGUUGAGUUGGAAGAUUCAGGAUCUCAAACGACGGAAACUAUCGAGUAUCCGAGCGAGGGUGAAUAUCCCAGCAUUACGGAUAAUGCCAUCGCAGACGAGGUAUACGACGAGUUAUACGGAAAUGUGAAUAGAGGAGUUGGAUUUGGUCAGAAAGUAGAAUGCCUUAGUUUACUGAUAAUUGUACACAGUCUGUAUUUGUAUGCAUGGAUAAUAAAUUCAUAAUCUAG
This is a messenger RNA of Armigeres subalbatus, 2381 nucleotides long. RefSeq names its product limbic system-associated membrane protein (gene wrapper). Gene Ontology annotation, biological process: homophilic cell-cell adhesion; synapse organization. Gene Ontology annotation, cellular component: neuronal cell body; plasma membrane; axon. The record is from RefSeq and is a predicted model, not a curated record. The transcript is spliced from 7 exons. Gene Ontology annotation, molecular function: axon guidance receptor activity; protein binding. Lineage: Eukaryota; Metazoa; Arthropoda; Insecta; Diptera; Culicidae. The coding region runs from base 853 to 2376 and encodes 507 amino acids.